Cladophialophora psammophila CBS 110553 is the source of this 1719-nucleotide messenger RNA. RefSeq lists its product as uncharacterized. Lineage: Eukaryota; Fungi; Ascomycota; Eurotiomycetes; Chaetothyriales; Herpotrichiellaceae. The coding region runs from base 1 to 1719 and encodes 572 amino acids. The transcript has 4 exons. Gene Ontology annotation, biological process: transmembrane transport. Gene Ontology annotation, molecular function: transmembrane transporter activity. The record is from RefSeq and is a predicted model, not a curated record.
AUGGGGUUCGGCGUGUUGGAGGCGAAUACCACUGCGCACGUUCCAGGAACUGUCCUUCUGGACCAGCGAGCUGCCCAUUCCGAGCAUCAGACGGGUCGUUUGAAACAUGGAACAGGGAAGAAUGCCCAUAUUGUUUUGGCACCACAGCCUUCUGAGGACCCGAACGAUCCAUUGAACUGGUCGUCUCUCAAGAAGCAUAUUGUGCUGGCGAUCAUUUUCUUUGGCGUAAUCGUCCACGGCGUGGUUCCGGGACCAAUUCUCAAUGCUGGUAUCAUUCAAAUCUCCCUGGAUCUCAAUCGCUCCCCAACUGAUAUCGCCAAACUUUCUGGCUAUUCUCUCCUCGCGACCGGGGCCAUGGGUCCGUUCGCGUCUGCUUUGGGUCGAAAAUACGGCAAACGACCCAUGUACGUAUUCUCAUCUUUGAUCGGCACAAUCGGAAUCAUCGUCUCCGAAGUAGCGUCCGGCUACAACACGCUCCUGUCAGGUCGGGUUCUUCAAGGUAUAGGCAUCGCUGCGUACGAAUCUCUCGCUGUGGCGUCCAUAGGCGACAUGUUUUUCGUCCAUGAGAGAGGGCCACGGGUUGCUGUUAUCAUAUUCCUUUUGGCUGCCAUAUCCAACGGAAUCUCCAUUAUUGCCGGCGUCAUCACCGAUCAUCUUGGCUGGCACUAUAACUUCCAUAUCUACAUACCGUUUGCAGCGCUCCAAACGGUCCUAGUAAUCUUUUACUGUCCCGAAACAAUGUAUCGACGCAAAGCCAUAUACGAAAUCGACACGGCCGGCUCCGAGGAAAACCUGGAAAAGCUUGCAAGCGUUGAGUCGCGAGCUGCACAUCACUUGGAGCGACCUGUCGGUGCAACCACGACCGGUGCAAACACUGACUUGGAGAAAACAAUGACCAAUACCACCCAUACGUCGGUGGAAUCGAUAUCCCCACCAAAAACCUUUAUGCAAGAACUCGCCCUCUAUAACGGUACCUUUGUGGAAGAUUCCGUCAUCAAAAUGGCCAUUGCCUCUGUUGCAAUCCUCCUCAACUUAGGAGCGCUCUAUCAGGUCUUGAUGACAGGAGUCAUUAUUGCUUGGUAUGUGGCUGUGGCAAUUCUCUCAGGUGUCAUCUUCGCCUCGCCUCCCUACCUCAUGUCCUCCGCCUCUGUGGGAUACAUGUCAGCAGGGCCGUUCAUCGGCGGGCUAUUGGGUGCAGUCUUUUCAUUUGUGGUCUCGGAGCCACUCGUCAAAACGAUGUCGCGUCGAAACAACGGCGUCUAUGAGCCGGAAUUUGCGCUCCUCCCUGUCACCCUUGGUGGGAUAUGCUCGGUUGCCGGCCUGGUUGGCUGGGCCUACGCUGUCAAGAACUUUGAGAAUAUCUACUUGAUCUGCUUCAUUUGGGGAGUCAUUCUGUUUGGAAUGACGAUAAUUGCUAGCUUUGCGACACAGUGGGCUCUCGACGCUUAUCGACAAAACAGCACCGAAGUGUUUAUUAUGAACAUGGUAUUCAAAAACUUCUUCUUCUAUGGGCUUACAAACUAUGUCAUCGACUGGUACAUAAAACAUGGGCCUGUCGAGAUGGCAGGGACCAUGGCAGGGAUUACUGGGUUCUUAUGCCUGCUUGGGGUGCCGAUGUACAUCUUCGGGAAGAGAUACCGAUAUUUCUGGCACAAGCAUAAUGCACUGAAGUGGUUACACCUGGAAACCGACCAUGCUGGCGCUGAAGGGGGUAUGUGA